This is a messenger RNA of Andrographis paniculata, 1798 nucleotides long. Its product is annotated as V-type proton ATPase subunit C. Gene Ontology annotation, biological process: proton transmembrane transport. The record is from RefSeq and is a predicted model, not a curated record. Bases 160 to 1290 code for a protein of 376 amino acids. NCBI's taxonomy places the organism in Eukaryota, Viridiplantae, Streptophyta, Magnoliopsida, Lamiales, Acanthaceae. Gene Ontology annotation, cellular component: vacuolar proton-transporting V-type ATPase, V1 domain. Gene Ontology annotation, molecular function: proton-transporting ATPase activity, rotational mechanism. The transcript is spliced from 11 exons.
AGUGGAAGUGAAAAGAACGAAAGGAGAAAACAACUGAUCAAGAACACGCAGUAGGGUCGAGGACGCCAUUAAUUUAGCCCAGCAAUUUUCACGAUUCCUUUCCCAGAUUCUGCAACCCGCCUGGCAAUUUGAUCCAAUCCGCAUCCGGAACCAGCAAUAAUGGCGACUCGGUAUUGGGUGGCGUCUCUCCCCGUCGGCGAAGGCUCCUCCGCCUCCUCCCUCUGGAGUCGUCUCCAGGAAUCCAUCUCCAAACAGGCCUUCGACACAGCUCUAUACAGAUUCAACAUUCCGAAUCUGCGAGUGGGAACCCUAGAUUCGCUAUUGGCUCUUAGCGACGACCUAUUGAAGGCUAAUAGCUUUAUUGAAGGUGUGUCGCACAAAAUUCGACGGCAGAUCGAAGAAUUGGAGAGGGUCUCGGGAGUAGUCACUAGCUCUCUUACUGUAGAUGGGGUUCCUGUCGAUUCUUAUCUCACUAGGUUUGUGUGGGAUGAGGCAAAAUAUCCGACAAUGUCACCACUAAGGGAGAUCGUUGAUGGAAUUCAUGUACAAAUUUCUAAGAUUGAGGAUGAUCUCAAGGUCCGCGUUGCUGAGUAUAACAAUGUGCGCAGCCAACUUAAUGCCAUUAAUAGAAAACAGGCUGGAAGUUUAGCUGUUCGUGAUCUUUCCAGUUUGGUGAAACCACAAGAUGUUGUUAGCUCAGAACACUUGACAACCCUCCUCGCUGUUGUCUCAAAAUAUUCUCAGAAAGAUUGGCUAUCAAGCUAUGAGACUUUGACUGCAUACGUGGUCCCGAGAUCAUCCAAGAAACUGCAUGAGGAUAAUGAAUAUGCACUUUAUACUGUAACAUUAUUCAAUCGUGAUGCCGACAAUUUUAGAACUAAGGCACGAGAGAGAGGUUUCCAAAUUCGUGAUUUUGAAUACAAUCCAGAAACUCAAGAGAGCCGGAAGCAGGAACUCGACAAGUUGAAUCAAGACCAGGAAACAUUCAGAAGUUCUCUUCUGCAAUGGUGCUACACCAGUUACGGAGAGGUUUUCAGCUCCUGGAUGCAUUUCUGUGCUGUUCGUGUCUUUAGUGAAAGCAUUCUGCGAUAUGGUUUGCCACCAUCGUUUCUGUCUACUGUAAUGUCACCGUCUGUGAAAAGUGAGAAGAAAGUUCGAUCCAUUCUCGAGGGACUUUCUGGAAAUUCAAACAGCACAUACUGGAAAACUGAGGACGAAGGAGGGGUGGGCGGGUUCGCAGGCGAGGCAGAUGCUCAUCCUUACGUCUGCUUCACCAUAAACCUCAUUUAAAAGCAGGUGCGUCGCUCUCUCUGCUGCGUUGCACAUGUUUUCAUGGCCCCCUCGAAAAUAAGGACAUUCUGCCACUGUAUAAAUAGAGUUAAGUUAUCCAAAUUGUUUUCUUCUUUUGGAAACAUGUGCUGCUCUGCUCUGCUGCCUGUGCUUACUACACUCUCAGUUCAUCGAUAACUCUUUUUUUGUCACACCCUUGCCGGGCUUCUUCCGCGCCUUAGCAAGAUUCAUUUAUGCUCCAUACUUUGAUUGUCUACUUGUGUUUGGGCUAUUGGCAUUGAAUGUAUUAUUGUUAUUAUUAUUGUUUUCCAUCCUAAAUAAUAAUAAACCACUUUCACCUGUUGGCGGGGGUUGGAUGGUGUCCCGGCGGUCAUUGAAAGUGAUUAAAUUUAUGUUUCUAUCCCUAUUUUCUUACAUUGUGUGUUAUAUAUUGGGUGAUGAGACAUGUUGGGAGUGUAUGUCUGAGAGAGAACAAGUUGGGGCCAGAAAUAAUACUCUAAUAAUAUUA